Molecule: messenger RNA, 1728 nt
Organism: Alternaria novae-zelandiae
Lineage: Eukaryota; Fungi; Ascomycota; Dothideomycetes; Pleosporales; Pleosporaceae
Exons: 1
Coding region: 1-1728 (575 amino acids)
Source: RefSeq, a predicted model, not a curated record
AUGGCACCUACAAUGCCUGCAGAGGAUCCGCGUCCGCAACAGCAGCAACGAUAUGUUCAGCCAGUCGUUGGUACACAAAUACCAUACGAAUACAGUGCUACCCCAGUCGCAGCCACACAGUGUGCUUCUCACCAGACGGGUGUAGAAGGACUUCAUCGCGGUAUCCAAGCUCCCGCUGUGAAUGUGCAGGCCGCGCGAACGACGCCGCGCACUCAGCAAGAGCAGUGGCUCAUCAAUGCGCAUCCAGACCUCCAAAGAAAGACCGUGACGGUCAUACCAGCUAUUCCCGCGAAGCAAGGUACUAUCGGAACUGCCAUUGAGCGCAAAGAUGAGAUGCUCGUACCACGCGAUGUGUGGCGCCUACGCUCCCUGCCUUCCUACAAGCGUUAUGUCGCAUACCGCCAAAUGGCAGAGCUAGGACGUCAGAUGAGCGAGUAUGACCAAACUAGUAAAGAAAAUCAGUCGCUAUGGAAGCGUAUCACAACCUUCGAAGCGAGCUUGAUUGAGGCCGAGGUGGAGUUUGCGAAUAGACACAAGCAAGAUACAGCCGAAACUAGGGCGAGGUGGGACCGUAUCGUAGCGGCUCAGGCAGUUGGGACUCUAGUCGACCAGGAUAUGGUAGCUGCCUAUGCCCAGUAUUGCGGCAUUGCAUCUGCGACGUCCCCGGUGGAUGUCGCAGUCACAACUCAGUCACCCACAUCUGAUCAAGUUCUAGCAGGGCAGAAUCCACUACCACAGCCCCAGACUUCUGGAGCUCCUGCGCCUAUCGUUACUCCAUCAGUACCGAUAGAUACCAUCAGACCAGACCAGGUAACACAUCCCCUGGAUAAGGUCCAAGUUCCUCCAUACCCUGGCGAGCUCGAGGACUUCACACCACACGAAGUCACCGGGAUGUACAAAUGCAACCACCAAUUCGAGACCGGGCCCUGCUGCACAGAAGGAGUCACAAAGGAAAGAAAGAGAGCCUCAAUCUCUAGGGAUAAAUCAGCGUGGAAACGGAAGGUGGAAUACUUGGUCAAGAAGGGCGACUUGGAUAAGAGCCAUAUAACAUGGAAGCAGGAACAAUCACCCAAUAAGGGGAAAGACCACAAGACGAAGAAUGCGGAGAAAGAGCGACUGCGGGGUGAAAAGAAGGCGGAUGCCAGCGCGAAAAAAGAGGCGAGAAAGGAACGGAGUAAAGCAUGGCGCGAGCAACCACGCGAUGCGAUCAAUGCAGAAGAUGCGCCCGAAGCUAUUGCGGCACCAAAUUCGCUCGAGCAGAACUACUCAUCAGCUUCUGAACUUGAUCCUGAGCUUUCUCCAGAAGAACAGGCUGCCGCCGCUGAUACCGCAUUUCAAGAGGAAAUUGCAAAGAAGCUCAAAGACUACGAGCGCGAACUCAAGUACUGUAGGCGUCUUGAGAGGAUGAAGAAGUGGCCUAAUUGGCCACGCUUCAAUGAAUAUUGGGAGGUCAAACAUCUUGAGGCUCAGGGUUUGCAGCUCUCGCCAGAGCAGGUAAUCAUCUCGAAGGGUGAUGAACCGUCUGGUAUUCCAGACAAGAAUCCCGCGUUUGUGAAGAAGAAGGCCGAGGAUAAGGAGCCGGUGCCGGUUCAAGAGCCGGUAGACGCGGAAGAGGGCAUUGAGGAAGAUGAUUCGGACUUGGAUGAAUUGUUCGAGGAUACGGGAGAAAACGUCGAGCAAGACGACACGAGCUUGGAUGAUCUGUUUGAUGAUGAUGGCUCAGAGUAG